UUACAGGAAAUAUUUUCAACUUAUUUUUUUCGAGUUUAGAGCUAUAAUUUUUUAAUAAAUAUUGAAUAAAAUAUAAAAAAAAUGGCUUCAGAACUUCCACCAACGUUGAAACAACUAUUUAAUUAUAUUGAUGACCAUAAAACAGAAUAUAUAAAUAAUUUACGGGAAGUAGUAGCUAUAAAAUCUGUCUCAGCAUGGCCAAAUCAUAGAAAUGAAGUAAUCAAGAUGAUGAAAUGGACAGAAAUCAAAUUGAAAAAUCUUGGAAUCAAUACAGAAUUAGUAGAUAUAGGAAAACAAGUUCUUCCCGAUGGAAAUCAAAUUCCUUUACCACCUGUUUUAUUAGGAACUUAUGGAUCUGAUCCUAAAAAAAAAACAGUUCUCAUAUAUGGACAUUUGGAUGUUCAACCUGCAUUAAAAGAAGAUGGUUGGGAUACUGAACCAUUUAUUCUUACUGAAAAAAAUGGUAAAUUAUUUGGACGUGGAAGUACAGAUGAUAAAGGUCCUGUACUUUGUUGGAUUCAUGUAUUACAAGCUUAUAAAGCUAUUGGAAUAGAUAUUCCUGUUAAUCUUAAGUUUGUCUUUGAAGGUAUGGAAGAAAGUGGUAGUGAAGGUUUAGAUGAACUUCUUUGGGCACGAAAAAAUACAUUUUUACAAAAUGUUGAUUAUAUAUGCAUUUCUGAUAAUUAUUGGUUGACUACUAAAAAACCUUGUAUUACGUAUGGUUUAAGAGGUAUUUGUUAUUUUCAUGUAGAAGUAAUUUGUGCUGAUAAAGAUAUGCAUAGUGGUACGUAUGGUGGAAUUUUGCAUGAAGCAAUGCCAGAUUUGAUAUAUUUGUUAAACACAUUAGUUGAUGUAAAUGGAAAAAUUUUAAUAGAUGAUAUUUAUGAUAAAGUUGAUAAAAUUCUAGAAAAAGAAUUAGAAUCUUAUAAAACAAUAGAAUUUGAUGUUGCUGAAUUCAGGGAUUCUAUUGGAAUUAAUAAAUUAGUUCAUAAUGAAGAUAAAAUUCAAAUUUUGAUGCAUCGAUGGAGAGAACCAAGUUUAUCUCUUCAUGGAAUAGAAGGUGCAUUUAGUGAACCAGGUGCAAAAACUGUUAUUCCAAGGAAAGUUAUUGGAAAGUUUUCAAUUAGAAUAGUGCCAAGUAUGACACCUGAAGAUACUGCAAAGAAAGUAACAGCAUAUUUAAAUAAAAAAUGGGCUGCUAGAGGUAGUCCAAAUACAUUUAAUGUUAAUAUGUAUCAUGGAGGAAAAACAUGGUCUGAAAAUCCUGAUCAUCCAAAUUAUUUGGCUGGUCGAAAAGCUAUUAAACAUGUUUAUAAUGUAGAACCUGACUUAUCACGUGAAGGAGGUUCUAUUCCAGUUACUUUGACAUUCCAAGAAACAACAGGCAAAAAUAUAAUACUUUUACCAGUUGGUGCUAGUGAUGAUGGAGCACAUUCUCAAAAUGAAAAAAUAAAUAUUUGUAAUUAUAUUGAAGGUACUAAGAUACUUGGAGCUUAUUUAUAUGAGAUAGCACAACUUCAACAUUAACAUUGCAUGCACAUACAUAUAUAUUAAAAAAAUAAUCAAAAUAUAAAUUUAUAUCGACGCA
This is a messenger RNA of Apis laboriosa (Himalayan honeybee), 1588 nucleotides long. It is a transcript of the gene Cndp2, whose product is annotated as cytosolic non-specific dipeptidase. Gene Ontology annotation, molecular function: metallodipeptidase activity. Gene Ontology annotation, biological process: proteolysis. The coding region runs from base 82 to 1527 and encodes 481 amino acids. Lineage: Eukaryota; Metazoa; Arthropoda; Insecta; Hymenoptera; Apidae. The transcript has 5 exons. The record is from RefSeq and is a predicted model, not a curated record.